AUGCUCGCGCGGCUCGUCGCGUUCGUCGUCGCGUUUCCCGAGCGGCCGCAGCAGCCUCAAGUGGUUCAGCUCUUUCGCAAGCCUCAGAUAUCGACUGGUCGGCUGGAAAUUGUGGAGGAAGGCCUCGACGUCUUGCGAGCGCAGACUGCGCCAUUUGCUAUUGUCGCAGCUGCUGGGCCUACUCGCACAGGAAAGAGCUCGAUACUCGACCACGCUUUCAUUCGUGGCCGCUCGGGAAAGGGCUCCAUUUUCGACGUGGGUGAUGGGGUCGUCUCGCACACGACUGGCAUUUGGAUGACGCGCGAGCCCAUGCGUGUCGGCGAGCUCAACAUCUUCAUCAUUGAUACCGAGGGCUUUGGGGGCAUCGGCUCCUUCACAAGCCGGACGUACGAAGCCAAUCUCUUCGGUCCAAUCCGGACGGUGCUCGGCUCUGUUGCGCCGGCAGUCACCUCUAAGCGAUGCUCGGUAGGCAUUACGUACAUGCUCUCCUCGGUCGUCAUCUACAAUACGAUGUAUCCGAUCGACGCGAACGCCGUGAAGCAACUCGAAGGGUCUGCGUAG
This is a messenger RNA of Emiliania huxleyi CCMP1516, 561 nucleotides long. RefSeq lists its product as hypothetical. Gene Ontology annotation, molecular function: GTP binding; GTPase activity. Lineage: Eukaryota; Haptophyta; Isochrysidales; Noelaerhabdaceae. The transcript has a single exon. The record is from RefSeq and is a predicted model, not a curated record. Bases 1 to 561 code for a protein of 186 amino acids.